GUACUCUCAUCUAAAGAGCUUAAUACCGACCCGUCGGCAGAAAUAGAAAAAUCAUCUGCAUAAGGUUGUGCAUCGAUUUUUCUCUCUGCGAAGCCCUAAAUAAAAAUAAUCGCAAAGUCAAUAAUUACGCUCUGUGAGUUUUCUGAGAUUAUUGAAGUGUAGUGUCUGUUGGGAGAAUAAUGUCAUCUGUAUCGAGUCAGCCGCAAUUCCGUCUUACCCAACCGCCAUCUAAGGUGUUGCAUUUGAGAAACUUGCCAUGGGAGUGCACUGAAGAAGAGUUGGUUGAGCUUGGGAAGCCGUUUGGUAAUGUUGUUAAUACCAAGUGUAAUGUUGGACCGAAUAGAAAUCAAGCUUUCAUUGAAUUUGCGGAUCUGAAUCAAGCUAUUGCGAUGAUAUCGUAUUAUGCAUCAUCCUCAGAGCCUGCUCAAGUUCGAGGGAAGACAGUUUACUUGCAGUAUUCUAAUAGGCAAGAAAUAGUGAACAACAAAACGACAGCUGAUGCUGGUGGAAAUGUGUUGUUGAUUACCAUUGAAGGGGCAGAUGCACGCCUGGUCAGCAUUGAUGUCUUGCACCUGGCCCAUGUCAAGGGAAUAUCUUCGAUGGCAGCUUAGUGCUUUGGGAGAAAGAGCGCAUGUAUUUUCUGCUUUUGGGUUUGUUCAUAAGAUUACCACCUUUGAGAAGACAGCUGGGUUCCAGGCGUUGGUGCAAUUCUCUGAUGCUGAAACUGCCUCUUCUGCAAAAAAUGCCCUGGAUGGAAGAAACAUCCCUAGCUAUCUGCUUCCUGAACAUCUUGGGCCAUGUACUCUUAGGAUCACAUAUUCUGCGCAUACAGAUUUGAGUGUAAAAUUCCAGAGCCAUCGAAGCAGGGACUACACCAAUGCAAACCUUCCUGUUGCACCAUCAGCUAUAGAUGCAAAUGGAAUGUUCAGCAUGGGCCUUGAUGGGAAAAAACUAGAACCUGAGAGCAAUGUUCUUCUUGCAUCAAUCGAGAACAUGCAGUAUGCUGUCACAUUGGAUGUUUUACACAUGGUCUUUUCUUCUUUUGGUCCUGUCCAGAAGAUUGCCAUGUUUGAUAAAAACAGUGGACUUCAGGCUUUAAUUCAAUAUCCUGAUGUCCAGACAGCUGUUGUUGCCAAGGAAGCACUGGAAGGACACUGCAUCUAUGAUGGAGGAUUUUGCAAACUUCACCUUUCAUACUCACGCCAUAAUGAUCUUAGUAUUAAGGUCAAUAAUGAUAGGAGCAGAGACUACACCAUUCCCAACAAUGUAAUGGUGAACCCCCAGCCUUCAAUUCUAGGGCAGCAGCCAGUUGCAACACAUGGUCCUCCUUCUCAUCUAUACACUGGAGCUCAGUUUGCUCCAACUACAGAGCAUUCAAUGAUUCCUCAGCCGUUUCACUCACUCGCUCACGUCGGACGUGAUCACUCUUUUUGUUUGGAGGAUCAUUCGUUCUUCACUCUCUUGCUCCGCAGGGAGCGCAGCAAGGUAGGUGCAUAUUAUCAUAUAGAAACAAGCGAAGCGUAG
Molecule: messenger RNA, 1524 nt
Organism: Populus euphratica (Euphrates poplar)
Lineage: Eukaryota; Viridiplantae; Streptophyta; Magnoliopsida; Malpighiales; Salicaceae
Product: polypyrimidine tract-binding protein homolog 2-like
Exons: 12
Coding region: 541-1524 (327 amino acids)
Molecular function (GO): nucleic acid binding
Source: RefSeq, a predicted model, not a curated record